AGCUUCACUUCUUGUAAAUGUCUUCCUCUACUUCGUCUUCCCAAGACGGCAAUGGCAAUGGCAAUGGCAAUGGCGAUGGCGGUGGCAGCACUAGCGCAAGAAGAGGGGGUGAUUUUGAAGGGCCGUCGUCGUCUCGCCGACGUGCCGUCAACGAGGUCUGGCCGGAGCCUUUUGUUGAAGCUCUAGCUGCCCAAGUUGCCAUCGACGCUUCUCACUCCAUUGGCCGCCUUGCAGCCGCUCCUGCUCUCGCCAAUGUAUUUCAGGUUUCUUCCACGUGGCGGGCCGUCUCUCGCUCCGAUCUCCUCUGGCAUCGCCUCACUCGCAGCAUCUGGGGCCGGACCCACCUCCUCCGCGCCACGUGGCGGGACGAGUUCGUGUACUGGCAUCGGACGGCCCAGAACUUUCGCUCAGGCAGGUCGUCGCACGCCCCGCUGGUCUUCUAUGACCUGUCUGAUAUGGACGACGCCCACACUUGCCGGUGCAUAACUCUCUCAGAUCGCCACGUGGCGUGCGGGUUCGCCGACGGCGCGGUCCGGCUCUUCGACGUCGAGACCCACGUCCACGUCAGCACGUUCCAGCCCCAGCACGGAAACCGUCUCGGCCGGUUCUCGCAGGCAGUGUCGGGGAUCGUCCUAAGCAGCGAUUCCAGGUUGGUGUUCGCCACGGUGGAUGGGGACAUCCACGUGGCUAUCAUUAAUGGGCCUGGUGCGGCGGCCCAUCCGCGGAGGGCCCAUUCGGGGGAGGUGGUGAGGGACGGGGCGUUGGUGGACUUCACGGGCUGCGACCGGUGGUGGGUGGGCCUCUACGCUGGCGCGGCAGGCCGUGCCUUCCACAUAUGGGAUGGGGUGACGGAGGAGCUGGUGUUCGUGGGUGGGUCGUUGACCGACCCGGAGGCCGUGAUGGGGUGGCACAUGCUGACAGAAGCAACGGAGUUCGUGGGCCGGGUGCGGGUGACGAGCCAGGAAUUGGGAGUGGCGUGCACGAGCUCGAGAGUGAUGGUGUUUGACCUGAGGAACCAGGGGGUGAUAUUGGGUGAGGAGGAGUACAGGAGAGGCGUGGUGGUGACGUCGCUGGACGUGGGGGACGGGGUGUACGUUAGUGUGGACGGGCGGGGGAGGGGUAGCGUGCGUAGGGUGGGGACGAUGGAGGAGGUGUGUAGGUUCAACGUGGGGGUGAGGGGCGGCGGGGUGAUGGGGUGCAUGAACUUGGGUUGCGCGCUGAUGAGCGCGGGGGGAGUGAUAAGGGUGUGGGGGGCAGAGCAUGGAGAGUAUCUGUACCGAUUUAGGGAGAGAGUGGGGGGACUGAACGCUUUUGUGGCCAACGAGAGGCACGUGGCGGCGGCGGGGAGUGACACGACGAUACACCUGUGGGAUUUUGGUGCGCAGUAG
This is a messenger RNA of Alnus glutinosa, 1388 nucleotides long. RefSeq names its product transcriptional regulator STERILE APETALA. Gene Ontology annotation, cellular component: preribosome, large subunit precursor. Lineage: Eukaryota; Viridiplantae; Streptophyta; Magnoliopsida; Fagales; Betulaceae. The coding region runs from base 18 to 1388 and encodes 456 amino acids. The record is from RefSeq and is a predicted model, not a curated record. The transcript has 2 exons. Gene Ontology annotation, molecular function: protein binding.